This is a messenger RNA of Magnolia sinica, 1068 nucleotides long. RefSeq names its product calcineurin-binding protein 1-like. Gene Ontology annotation, cellular component: nucleus. Lineage: Eukaryota; Viridiplantae; Streptophyta; Magnoliopsida; Magnoliales; Magnoliaceae. The transcript has 2 exons. Gene Ontology annotation, molecular function: nucleosome binding. The coding region runs from base 70 to 465 and encodes 131 amino acids. The record is from RefSeq and is a predicted model, not a curated record. Gene Ontology annotation, biological process: chromatin organization.
AGUUCAUUAUUUGAAGAUCCAGUUCUUCAAAAGGCUCUUGAAACGAAAUGGAGCCAAGUUCUGUCCACAAUGAAGCAUGUCCAUAUCAAGCAAGCAUCAGAAGAAAAUAUGGAGGCAGCUGCCACUUUACUGAGAUGCACCUACAACUUUUACCGAGAGAGCUCAUGUGGAACACUUCCAUCAGGUAUUAACCUGUAUACUGUACCAUCUCAUUUAACAACAGAAGGACCAUGCCAACCAUCUAAGGACAAUGUCGACUACCUUGAUUUGAGUGCCCCGAGGAAGCUUCUCUUAUGGGCAUACACGCUGGUGCAUGGUCAUUACUCCAACAUUCUAGUAGUUGUAAAGCAUUGUGAAGAAAAUGCGAAGUUUGCCAGAGUUGAAGAGCCCAGAGUUAACAGGGAUGUGCACAGGAUUAACAGUAGACAGUUCCCCUGCCAAACAGUAGGCAACAGCAUCCUCUAGGCCUUCUCCAGCCCUUCAGGCAGCUGAUUCAAGCCCAACAGCAGCAGCACCACCACCAAUACUUCCAGCCACUACAAGAAGGGAUGUGCACAGGAUUAACAGCUCAUGACAUGUACCAGACUGCCUUGGAAAUGGCGCCGAAGGAAGCCCAGAUCCCUCUAAUGGCAGAUGGAAUACCACGCCUGAAGAACUGGUGGAAGAGAUCGCUCGGGUUGUGGGGGGUGGACGAGAAGACAUUGAAGAGGAGGAUUUGUAGCAGAUGCCAUAUCUGAAGGCAGAGUGAUCAUUUUAGAAAAGAGUAAGGAAUUGUUGGAUUAUAGAAGCCCGGAAAUGAUAUGCUGUAUUGAAAUUGGAAAUCGGAAUUGAAAUGUGUACUAGAAAAGAAGGAAAAGAUUAUUAUGUGUGUGAAUCAUUCUAUUAUCUUUUUCUUCUAUUUCUGUAAUUAUCUGGCAUAUAGUACAAGUAGAUUACAUACCCCACUCUCUGUCUGAUACAAUGAACAAAGGGGUUUAAAAUUGUUAUUAAAAUUCCGUCCUAAAAUCUGACCGUUGGCAACAUUAAUAAGCAUUCAAAACCGUUUCUAAAAUUUUGUGCCUAAAAUGU